UUUCUUGAGUGUAUUUAUUUGAAAAUAAGAGAAACGUAUACACAUAUGCAUACAUAAAUAAGUAAAUAGAUAAAAACUAAAUAAAGGAAGAAGUACAUAUUAUUUAUAUAUAUCGUCAAGUACACAUGUGUAAGUGUACGUGCAUAAUGAAAUGCGAGAAAUAGGCGUAGUUAACUACAAAUAUUACCGAGUGAUGGAGACACUAGUAGUAAGAAGCCUGAUAUGUAGGAGGGGGAAGGAAUGUUCAUGCUUUUGAUGCAAUGUCGUCAUUUAAAUAAUUAUACAUUCAACUAAAUGCAUGCAAUGACUCAAAAUGGCAUCAGUAGAAACCCGAAAAAGUUCUACAAGUUCUUCAAACCCACAAAGUCCAGUUAUAUCCAAAUCACAAAAGGAAUAUUCACAGUUAUCAAAUGUUCAAGAUGAACAUAAUUCCAUUAAUACUGUUAACAAGGAAGGAAGUAAAAUUGUAACUACAGAUACAGAAGAUAAUGCUAAUGAGGAAUUGCAUGUCAAAAGUUGUGAUCAAAAGAAAAAUGAAAAUGAGGAGGAUGUGAUUAUUUUGGAGAACAAUAAGAAAGAAGAGAAAUGUAACAUAAAUAAAAUAGAACAUGUACAGGAUACAGAAAGUCUGAAUGUAACUUCAUCUGAUUUUGAGAAUGAUUCCAAGGCUAAUAAAAAUGAGAAUGCAAAAGAAACUGCAGUUAAAAUUGGAAAUAGUUUAAAAAGGACACGGCGAAGUUUUGUUACUCAAGAGGCAGAAUUGCUUUUAGAAGAAACUAAUUCCAGAAGUAAACGAAAGAAAAAGAACACGAGCGAUAGAUUUUGUUGGCGAUGUCACAAAGAAUCUGUGGAAGCACAAUGCAGCGCUUGUCCUAGGUCAUGGCAUCGGAAAUGUAUAGGAAUGCAGCAAUCGACUAUCCAAAAUUGGAUAUGCGGAGAAUGUGCAUCGAUUUUACGUGCAGAAAAUGCAGAAACACGCUCCACAGCUAUGGCACAAUUAUCCGUUGAUCAGUUAUGCUUAUUAUUGAAACAUGUAGUGGAGAGAAUGAGAGAGUAUCCUGGUUCAGAACCAUUUUGGAAACCGGUGGAACUUUCCGAGGCUCCAAAUUAUCUCGACUACGUGGUGAAGCCAAUGGAUUUGAGCCUUUUGGAAUCAAAUGUUCGAUCUAAACUGUACGGUAGUACGGACGCGUUCAUGGCCGAUGCUAAAUGGGUACAACAUAACUGUAUUGUAUUUAACACAUGUGGUGGUGUAUACACUGAUACAUCUAAGUUGACGAAUGCUGCGAAGCAGAUGAUUAAACUGGCACGCCAAGAAGUAUCAGAAAUCGAAGCAUGUCCUGACUGUUACGCACAUGGAAGGAACUUACCAAGGCCACAGCCAGCAUGGUUUAUCGAACCGUGUCGUCGUCCUCAUCCGCUUGUGUGGGCUAAACUGAAAGGCUUUCCAUUCUGGCCUGCAAAAGCUAUGCCUCGAAUGAACUCUCAAGGCUUCGUAGAUGUACGUUUUUUUGGUGAACAUGAUCGAGCAUGGGUUUCACCACGAGACUUGUAUCUAUAUUCGGAAGAUCCACCUGUUCCAUUACCACGAAAAAGAAGAUUGGAUAUGGAAGAAUGUGUUAAGGAAAUUACUCGUCAUUGUCGAAAGCUUGAGCUUGUAUUUGGACAAUUUAAAUUUGCUCCUCCUAAAGUGCAAUACAAUCCGCAUGAUCCGACGCAAAUAAAAUUAAUGUUACCAAAUUAUGAUCCCCUUCACUCUAAUAACUGCGUGUCUUCGCAACUUUCGGUUCCCAAGAAGAAACCAUCUUUCAAAAAGCGAUUACACGUUAAAAGUAAGUCACAAAGCGAUUCAGAGAAAGCAGACAACAAUUCCGAUACGGAGAAUAAAAUAUCAAAUGACUUUAAUGCUGUGACUUUAACCGAGGCUAACAAAACUGAAAGUACUAAAUCACCAUCUAAACUAGUACAGGAAGCUGAUAAACUUCCAAAAAUCGAAACGGCCGCGGUUACAGGUGUCAGUUCCAAUCAAUCAAUGGAAAAGGAGAGUAAAGAGUACAUACAAGCCGAUAAAAAUGUCUCGGCGAAGUUGGAGACGGUAAUGAAAGAAAAUACAAAGCCAAGUACAAGUAAAACUAAUGCGAAUCAUGUAAACAAUGAAAGUAAUACGCCCAAAGUGGAAAAAAAUAACAACUCUGAAAUAGCAGUGAACGAUAAUACAAAAUCUUUGGGAAAUUUAUCAAGGCAAGCAGUAACGUCUUCGAAGAAGCACGCGGUAAAUAACACUGAAAUGGCCAAAAAGGAAUCUCUCUUGAAAGUUAAUGUUCAAAAUAAAGGGGAUGUCAGUAAAAAUUCGUUAAAUUCGCAAGAGAAUAGUUUAAAAACUACUGAAAGCGUAGCGACUGUUUAUAAACCGAAAACUAGAAUAGUUGAUAAACUGAACGCCGAAAAAGCUUUAAAGUUUAUUACAAUCGAACAAAAUCAGAAAUCGAACACGAUAGAAUCGACGAUCUCGAUUAAAGAGAAGGAUUCAACGUCAUUCAAGGAUUGCAACUCUAAAAGUAGCAAUGAUGAUAAUUUAAAAGCACCGAUGAUUUCAACGUCUGUCAAUAAGACACAAGUCGAAGUAGACGUUGAUGUCAAUGAUACUCAUGGAAAAAAUGCAAAAGAUCAGUCUGGCAUGUUAGUUGCUGGUUUAAACGAUGGUACGUCUAGCACCAUGAAAAAGUCUACCGGUAAUUUAAUCGGCGAGAAGGAAAAAAGAAACGAUGUUUCGAUAAUUCAGAAGGCUUCAAGAGAUACGCCGCCACAAACAUCUUAUCAAACGAAGGAAAGUAAAGCAAAAAAAUCGUUUCCCAAUAAAGCUCGUGAUUGUCCGCAAUUAAUUCCACGCUCAUCAACUAGCGCACUAUCCAAUUCGAUCGAUUCAAUGGUUCAUAUCUCAGCACAUCAGGUUGAAAAUUGUGCCGAAUAUCAAAUGCUGCCACCAGAAGCAGGGCCGAUUAGUGCCCGUUUGUACCACGGUGCUCAAGAUUUAGCCAGAAAAAUGGCUCGAUUGAUGGAAGAAGCAUAUAAGGAAGCAGCGCAAGAGACUCAAAAUUGCGAAAGCGGCGGUGGUGGCGGUGGUGGUGGCGGCGGCGGCGCCAUGUCCGAAAAUCAUCAAGUAACCGUUCAUUUUUUACGAUUACAAAUAGAACGUAUGAGAUGGCAACAUCAACAACAAUUAGCCGAACUGAAACACAACACUGACAGAAUAUUAAGAGAAAUGAAGGCAAGUUUAGAAGCUGAACGAUUACGCGCUAUAGAAGAAACUCGUAGGGAAGCCGAAGAAGAAAAAGUACGGUGUGUCGAAGAGAUCAAACGUAAACAGUGGUGCGCAAUGUGCGGUCGGGAAGCAUUGUUUUAUUGCUGUUGGAAUACAGCGUAUUGUGAUUAUCCUUGCCAACAAUCACAUUGGCCAAUGCACAUGAGGACAUGCGCUCAAAAACCAUCGUUCACUACUAUUGUUACCAGUUCCACUGCGAAUUCGAGUCAACAGCAGAAUCAUAAUACCAAAGUAAACAGCCCUACUGACAGGGUAUAUGCGUUAUCUUGUGGUAAACUGAAGGAGAUAUCGGCACCUCUAUCCUUGUCUUGUUCUAAAAACGAAGAUAAUGGAAACUCGUCAUAG
This is a messenger RNA of Habropoda laboriosa, 3667 nucleotides long. It is a transcript of the gene Zmynd8, whose product is annotated as protein kinase C-binding protein 1. The transcript is spliced from 9 exons. Gene Ontology annotation, biological process: regulation of DNA-templated transcription. NCBI's taxonomy places the organism in Eukaryota, Metazoa, Arthropoda, Insecta, Hymenoptera, Apidae. The record is from RefSeq and is a predicted model, not a curated record. Gene Ontology annotation, molecular function: protein binding. The coding region runs from base 314 to 3667 and encodes 1117 amino acids.